Molecule: messenger RNA, 932 nt
Organism: Asparagus officinalis (garden asparagus)
Lineage: Eukaryota; Viridiplantae; Streptophyta; Magnoliopsida; Asparagales; Asparagaceae
Product: high-affinity nitrate transporter-activating protein 2.1-like
Exons: 3
Coding region: 153-791 (212 amino acids)
Biological process (GO): response to nitrate; nitrate transmembrane transport
Cellular component (GO): plasma membrane
Molecular function (GO): nitrate transmembrane transporter activity
Source: RefSeq, a predicted model, not a curated record
ACAUAACUGGACCAAAACUAAAUCGGAUUAAUUUCUAAGUUGCCAAACUGACCCUUUGAUGGAGAUUAAGAACCAGUUUGGGUUGAGUAUAUAUAAAUACAGCAGUUGGCUUUCUAAGAGAGGACACAGAGCCAAUUUAAUCAAUACAUAGCAUGGAAAAUCAAAGAAGAAAUAAUCAAGAGAUGGCUGCUUCAAGUCUCUUUUUUUCUCCAGCCACUAUUCUGGGCCUUCUUCUUCUUUUCUCUAUUGGGUCAAGUGUUGAAGGAGUUCUCUUCUCAAAACUCAAACAGACUCUCAUAGUCACUGCAUCUCCCAACCAUGGCCAAGUGCUAAAAGCUGGAGAAGACAAGCUGACUGUCUCAUGGGCAUUAAACAGUACAGUCUCCGACUCCUCCUACAAACAAGUGAAAGUCAUUCUAUGCUAUGCUCCAGUGAGCCAAAAAGACCGCGGGUGGAGAAAGACAGUCGACGACCUCAGCAUAGACAAAACCUGCCAGUUCGAUAUAAUAACCAAACCCUACACAAAAUCCAAGACCACAUUCGAGUACAUGGUCAAGCGCAAUGUGCCAACAGCUACAUACUUCAUCAGGGCUUACGUUCUUGAUUUUAGUGAAAAUGAAGUGGCCUAUGGACAAACAACUGAUGCGGCUAAGACUACCAAGUUUUUUGAUAUAAUUGGCAUAUCAGGCCGAACCGCUUCACUUGAUAUUGCUGCAGGUUGCUUCUCUGCAUUCUCUAUUUUGUCGCUGGUCUAUUUCUUUGUGAAGGAGAAGAGGAUGGCUAAGAAAUGAUACUUGUUGUUUGGGUAGUCAUAUUUGCUUCAAUAAGCUAUUACUUGUGUUAUUGUGAUAUACAGAGAGCUUAAUUGGUGAAGAAUGAGCGAAGCAAGAUAUGUACUUUUGUUUCAGAAUGGGUUUUAUUUUAAAAGAAAG